Molecule: messenger RNA, 3021 nt
Organism: Notodromas monacha
Lineage: Eukaryota; Metazoa; Arthropoda; Ostracoda; Podocopida; Cyprididae
Source: the annotation of a GenBank genome assembly
AUGAUAGGAAACGUGAUCCGUGGUGUGAAGGAUUGUUCCCACCUUUUUUCCAACGAAGCGGGCUCCGUCCGUUUCGACGCUGUCGCCCAUAUGGCAGCACGUGUGUUGAGCGACAUCAGUGGCGAAUUCUCAUCCAUUCCUGUGCGGAAUAUCCGCGAUCCGCCCCUGUGGAGGAAUGAUCAUGGCAGUGAAAGAGUGCCGUUGGUGAAAUCAGAUAGUUUUGUCCCCUUGAACAACUAUUAUACGUUUCCCACGACUGCGGGCACUUCGGAAAGUAAAGAUGAAGAAGAGUCGCUGUCGAGUCGGGAUUCGAGUGCCGAUGACGAGUGGCUUGAGGAACAUUUCAUACCGAGAAAGUCGGUCCGAUCGAGACGGCAUCAUCAUGAGCCGCGACUGUCGGAUCCAGAAAUCGCGGAAAUGCGUCUUGAACCCUGGGGAUUUAAAGAAUGGGCAGUCUUUGUCAGGACGUGGAUUCGAAUUGCUGUGAUGGCGACCAUUUGCUGCAUGGAUGUCGUGCUGUUGAGCAUGAUUGCUGAAAAGAAGUACCAGUUGCACCUGACGUCCGUCCCGCCCAAUGAAAUUGAGCAGGAGGUGCCACUCGAGUUGCUGGGAAGUAAAUCCAGUGUGAAUUUUCAAACCCUGAAAGUCAUCUUCUCUGGACCGUUUUUGCCGGACCAGUACAGGAACCUUUCGCGGUACACUUUGAAUUCCUCACUGAUUGUCCGCAUGAUGCCUUGGGACGAUCCGAUGGCCGAUGUUGUAGAUCUGACUACCGAGGAGAUUUCAAUUGGUCUUCUUCCGUACAAAUACCUCGUGGGAACGGAUAAUAGUGUCGUCACGCAUACUUUCGAGCAGGGACAUCUACUUCCUGCAUGCUUGAAAAUGAGGUGUGAACGGUUCAUCCGGCUGAGUUCAAAUUUGAAUGGUCCACUACCCGUCGGCCUCGCAUUGCUGGCGUAUAGAACUACGGCAGACGAAAACCUGAUCUUCGCGGGAUUGAUUUUGGCCGGCCUGUACUUGCUCAUCUCAUUCGAGAUUGUUCAUCGGACGCUUGCUACCAUGAUUGUUGCCACGACUGGCGUGUGUGUGUUGGCGUAUAUUGACGAGAGACCAUCUAUGAGUCAAUUGGCAACUUGGAUGGAUGUAGAAACCCUCUCUUUGCUGUUUGGUAUGAUGGUAGUUGUUUCCGUGCUCAGCGAAACCGGACUUUUCGAUUGGUUCGCCGUCCGCGCAUAUAAGACAACCGAGGAGAUUUCAAUUGGUCUUCUUCCGUACAAAUACCUCGUGGGAACGGAUAAUAGUGUCGUCACGCAUACUUUCGAGCAGGGACAUCUACUUCCUGCAUGCUUGAAAAUGAGGUGUGAACGAUUCAUCCGGCUGAGUUCAAAUCUGAAUGGUCCACUACCCGUCGGCCUCGCAUUGCUGGCGUAUAGAACUACGGCAGACGAAAACCUGAUCUUCGCGGGAUUGAUUUUGGCCGGCCUGUACUUGCUCAUCUCAUUCGAGAUUGUUCAUCGGACGCUUGCUACCAUGAUUGUUGCCACGACUGGCGUGUGUGUGUUGGCGUAUAUUGACGAGCUCGCCAAAGGAGCAGCUUGGAACGUGGUGACGAUCUUGCUGGCCACCGUUGCCGUCACUUCCGCAUUCCUCGACAAUGUGACGACGAUUUUACUCAUGACGCCGAUUACUAUCCGGUUGUGCGAAGUCAUGGAGCUGGAGCCAAUCCCAGUGCUGCUGCUCAUGAUCAUGUACUCGAACAUCGGAGGUACUGCGACUGCAAUCGGGGAUCCACCGAACGUACUUAUUGUAUCGGACAAGAAAAUGCAAGAAGGCGGGAUUCAUUUUGGCAAUUUCACGCUCCAUAUGUUGUUUGGAGUGCUCUUUGUGACGGUUGGCGUUCAUUGCUUUGUGAGGUAUUACCUGUUCAAAGAGCUGCAUGUGGUGAAAAGAACUGAAUCGGAGGAAACCGAAGUCGACCUAGAGAGAGAAAUAUGGAUGUGGCAGCGAGCGGAAUCGAGUUUCUCUCCGUAUUCAAGACAAGAACUGUUUGUCCGGAAAAUGCUAGACAAGAAAGUUCGCCGAUUGAAGCGCCGUCUGACGAAACGCAAGAGGCCAGCUUCAUCGCAUAGAAUUCAAGAACCAGCUGAUGCCAAGUUCCAGAUGAAUCUGCGUAAGCUCGAGGAGAAGUACAAAAUUCGAGACUGGGUUUUGUUGUUCAAGAGCUUGAUUGUGUUGACGUUGAUGAUGAUCGGGUUUUUCGCACAAGCCGUUGAAGGCCUGCAAAUCAGUCUGGGAUGGGUUGCCGUCCUCGGGGCUCUCACUCUUCUUGCCGUCACAGAUGGCUUGGAUGUUGAAGCUGUCCUGGCUCGUGUUGAAUGGACAACGCUUCUCUUCUUCGGUUCUCUUUUCAUCAUCAUGGAGACAUUGAAGCGCCUGGGAUUCCUCGAUUACAUUGGACUGCAGAUAGAAAACGUGAUACUCACAGUUUCGCCGGAUUAUCGACUCCUCGCUGCCGUGUCUUUAGUUAUAUGGACGAGUGCUUUCGCGUCCAGCUUAAUUGACAACAUCCCGUUUACAGCCAUGAUGAUCGGCAUCGUGACGAGAUUGGCGUCGAGUUCUGGGCUCAACUUGCCACUCGAGCCGCUUGUGUGGGCACUGUCUUUCGGCGCGUGUUUGGGAGGAAAUGGGACUUUGAUCGGAGCAUCGGCCAACGUUGUGUGUGCGGGAGUCGCUGGACAGCAUGGCUACAAGAUUAGUUUUCUGCGAUUUGUUCGGACGGGAGUGCCGAUUAUGAUCCUUAGCGUCUUCAUCGCUCACGCUUAUCUGAUCAUCUGUCAUUUUGUGUUCGGUUGGCAUUGAGGUUUUCCGACUAUACUGACAUGCAGCGCCGUGUGACAUCGUGAUCCAGGUUAUUUCCAGUUUUGUUUUUAUUUUAGUUUUUUCAAUUUGUAUUGGAAGUGUGGACAUUUAUACAUGUACUGAUUGAAUUUCGGAUUAAAACGUUCCUGAGAUGAUGGGUUA